Orbicella faveolata is the source of this 6348-nucleotide messenger RNA. RefSeq lists its product as uncharacterized. Lineage: Eukaryota; Metazoa; Cnidaria; Anthozoa; Scleractinia; Merulinidae. The record is from RefSeq and is a predicted model, not a curated record. Gene Ontology annotation, biological process: regulation of DNA-templated transcription. Gene Ontology annotation, molecular function: RNA polymerase II cis-regulatory region sequence-specific DNA binding; DNA-binding transcription factor activity, RNA polymerase II-specific.
GCUUACAAUGCUCCCAAGGUAUGUGAACUCAUCCACUUCCUCAACCCGCUUCCCAGCUACCGACACAACAUCACCACGUUUGGUACCAAUACGCAUCAGCUUUGUCUUGGUGGCAUUGAUCUUCAGGCCUACCUUCGCACUUUGUACCUCCAAGGCUCGUGUCUUAUCCCUCAUAUCCUGUAUUCUGUGCGACAGUAGGGCCAGAUCAUCGGCAAAGUCAAGAUCUUCUAAUGAUGUCGUAAAGGUCCACUGAAUACCUCUUUUAAUGCUGGUAGAACACAGAAAGAAUAUAUCUCAAACCUAAGAAAGGGCAGAGUAUUGCAAAAUUUAAAUUGGGUAAAUAAUAUAUUUCAGUAUAGCUUUUGGCAACGGAAAACAAAAUUGGUAUCAUUCGUCGCAUCGCCGCGCUGUUAACAAAUGUGAACCAGCCUGUCAGUGAAGUAAAAACCUCUCAUGUAUUUUUUGUCAUUUCUUUAGGAAUACAGAAGAAAAAUCUACGUUGACAGCAAAGUUGAGAAGAAUCCUUGGUACGCAAUCAAGUCCAACAUCCGGGUUAGCGACAGAAGGAAUACAUGUUUUUCGUCGUAACGCGGCAAAGUGCUUACGCCAAUCAUAACCUGCUUCGACGGAUAUGACAACCAAGGUACCAGAGGAGGCGCACGCAUGCAAGCAAUGCGGCCAGUUCUUUAACCAGUUAUCAGCUUACAAGGAGCAUGAACGAACUCACACGGGAGAGAGGCCGUAUAGAUGCAAAUAUUGUACCAAGUGCUUUAGGUGCUCAUCAUUUUGCAAGCGACAUGAACAAACUCACACAGGAGUGAAGCCGUAUACAUGCAAACAUUGUAGAAAGUGCUUUAGUCAGUUAUCAAAUUGCCAGGUGCAUGAACGGAUUCACACAGGAGAGAAGCCGUAUUCAUGCAAGCAUUGUAAAAAGUACUUUAGUAGCUCAUCAUCUUGCAAGCAACAUGAACGAACUCACACAGGAGAGAAGCCGUAUUCAUGCAAGCAUUGUAAAAAGUAUUUUAGUAGCUCAUCAGCUUGCAAGGUGCAUGAACGAAUUCACACAGGAGAGAAGCCGUAUUCAUGCAAGUAUUGUAAAAAGUGCUUUAGACAGUGUGGAAUUUGGAAGCAACAUGAACGAACCCAUACAGGAGAGAAGCCGUAUUCAUGCAAGCAUUGUAAAAGGUGUUUUUGUAGCUCAUCUGCUUGCAAGCAACAUGAACGAACUCACACAGGAAUAAAGCCGUACACAUGCAAGCAUUGUAAAAAGGGCUUUGGUGGCUCAUCAGAUUGCGAACGACAUGAACGAACUCACACAGGAGAGAAGCCAUAUUCAUGCAAGUAUUGUGAAAAAUGCUUUGCCCAAUUAGGAACUUGCAAGCAACAUGAACAAACUCACACAGGAGAGAAGCCAUAUUCAUGCAAGUAUUGUGAAAAAUGCUUUGCCCAAUUAGGAACUUGCAAGCAACAUGAACGAACUCACACAGGAAUGAAGUCGUUUAUAUGCAAGCAUUGUCAUAAGUGCUUUAGUGACUCAUCGGCCCUUGAGCGGCACGAACAAAUUCACACAGGUGUUAAGAAGCCGUAUAAAUGGAAGCAUUUCAAAAAAAGCCCUAGCCGGUCAUCAAUCUGGAAGGCACGUGAAGAAAGACACGCAACAAACAGUCCUUCAAAAGGCGAGCAGCAUAAUCAGUACUAUCAACCAACAAGACACCUUCAGGAUCCAGCUACAAGUCACGGUGGGGAAAAUUCAAGCCAAGUUGAGCGCCUCACCUGUUGGAUUUGUCAGGAGGAAUUUAGUGACGAGACAUGUCUCAUCCAACAUUACGAUGAUCAUAUGAUAUAUCGGGAUAUAGGGACCUCUUUGAUGAAUAUGGCAACGGAGACACUAGGGAAGACUCACGAAUGCAAACAUUGUGGCCAGUUCUUUGACCAGUUACCAGCUUACAAGGAGCAUGAACGAACUCACAUUGGGGUGAAGCCGUAUAUAUGCAAGCAUUGUGAAACGUGCUUUAGCCAAUUAGGAAAUUGCAAACAACAUGAACGAAUUCACACAGGAGAGAAGCCAUAUCCAUGCCAGUAUUGUAAAAAGGGCUUUAGCCAGUUAGCAAAUUGCAAGGCACACGAACGAACUCACACAGGAGAGAAGCCGUACACAUGCAAGCAUUGUAAAAGGUGCUUUAGCCAAUUAGGAAAUUGUAAGACACAUGAACGAACUCACACAGGAGAGAAACCGUAUAAAUGCCAGUAUUGUAAAAAGUGCUUUAGCUGGUCAUCAGCUUGUAGGAAACAUGAACAAACUCACACAGGAGAGAAGCCGUACACAUGCCAGUAUUGUAACAUGUGCUUUAGCCAAUCCGGAAAUUGCAAGCAACAUGAACGAACUCACACAGGAGAGAAGCCGUAUACAUGCAAGCAUUGUAAUAAAUGCUUUAGCCAAUCAGGACAUUUCAAGCAACAUGAACGAACUCACACAGGAGAGAAGCCUUAUACAUGCCAGUAUUGUAAAAAGUGCUUUAGGGAGUUAUCAUAUUGCAGGAAACAUGAACGAAUUCACACAGGAGAGAAGCCGUAUACCUGCCAGUACUGUAAAAAGUCCUUUAGGUGGUCAUCAAAUUGUAAGCGACAUGAAGAAAACCACGCAAUAGACUGUUCGCUAAAAGACAAACAGCAUGGUCAAUACCUAAACCUACGGAGACCUCUUCAGGAGCCAACAACAGAUCACGGUAGCGUAAAGUCCCCUACGUUGUUGUCUUCGACUGAAGAAAAGUCAGGCCAAGUUGAAAGCCUCACCUGUUGGAUUUGUCAGGAGGAAUUAAGCAGCGAGGCAUGUCUCAUCCAACAUUACGAUGAUCAUACGAGACAAAACUGUACGACGCUUAUAGAAUACAGCAGAAACAUCUAUCUUCGCAGCAAACUUGACGAGACUCGUGCUUUAUUGAGCAGUUAUCAGCUUACAAGCACCAUGAACAAACACGCAGUAGAGAAGUCAUAUACAUGCAAGCAUUGUAAUAAAUGCUUUAGCGACCGUUCAUCUCAUAGGCAACAUGAACGAAUUCACACUGGAGAGAAGCCGUACCAGUGCAUUCAUUGUGGAAAGUGCUUUAGUCGCUCGUCAAAUCGCAGGAGACAUGAACAAACUCACACAGGACUGAAGCCGUUUACAUGCAAGCAUUGCAAUAAGGGCUUUGGCCGCUCAUCAGAUUGCAAGCGACAUGAACGAACUCACACAGGAGAGAAACCGUAUUCAUGCAAGCAUUGUGAGAAAGGCUUUAACCAAUUAGGAAAUUGCAAGGAACAUGAACGUCUUCACACAGGAGUGAAGCCAUAUUCAUGCAAGCAUUGUAACAAGUGCUUUAGCCAAUUAGUGAGUUGCAAAGAACAUGAACGAACUCACACAGGAGAGAAGCCAUAUACAUGCAAGCAUUGUAAUAAGUCCUUUAGCCAAUUAGCAACUUGCAAGCAACAUGAGAGAACUCACACAGGAGUAAAGCCGUAUACAUGCAAGCAUUGCAACAAGUGCUUUGGCCAAUUAGCAACCUGCAAGCAACAUGAACGAACCCACACAGGAGAGAAGCCGUAUACAUGCAAGCAUUGUAACAAGUGCUUUAGUCGGUUAUCAAACUGGAAGAAACAUGAAGAAAGACACGCAAGAGUUGCUUCUUUAAAACUCAAGGAGCAUGAUCAGUGCUUUCAGCAACCUCAGGAGCCAGCUGCAGCUCACGGUGGCGAAAAGUCAGAUAUGUUGUUGUCUUUGACUGCAGAAAGUUCAAGCCAUGUUGAAAGCUUCACUUGUUGGGUUUAUCAGGAGGAAGUCACUAGUGACACGUGUAUCGUUUAACAUUACGAUGAUCAAAUGAGAUAAAAACGACGCGUUUACCUCAUUCAAAGGUAUAAAUCUCGCUCUUAAUUUUACUGUUUUCCUAUUUUUUGUGUACAACAUGUUUCAUAGAGUCACCAGGGAAAAAUGUGAAUCCUAGGGAAGCAGUCUCGUAUGUUACGGUGGAACCCGCUUAAUACGGACACUAACGCUGCGCGCAAAAGUGUCGUUAUUAUCCGGGUGUCCUCAUUAACGGAGAUCACAGAAUAAACGUCAAGAAUACAUGUUUUAUCGAAACCGGCACAGACUAAAGCAUUCAAUCUCUAAGUAUCGCUUUUAGCUCGGGUGAUUUUUAAAUUAGCUUGAUGUAAAUACCUUUCUUUUUUUUCUUUUUAAGCUUUAUAAUGUUGUACAUUACUUAAUUUCAAUCGUGGAACACCUGCAAACUAGCGAACAGCUAAGUGUGUACUUGUCCACGUUAAAUAAAGUAUGUCUAUGUCUAUGUCUAUGUCUAAGUAUUCGAACGAUGUUUGAACUAGAUCUCUUACCUGUAGAAGAAGCCUUACGCUCAUUCAAACGUGUUAAUGUUUGGCACUAAAAAAAAUUUGAUUUCUUUUAUACCACUGCAUACUCGACACCGUAAUUAUUGAUGUAACUUUGGUAGUUUUGUAAACAAGCGUCAGUCUAUAGGAACGACUUGCUGAGUGCAAUUAGUAACUAUUGACUUGUAUUUCACAUUGCUGUAACGUUGAAUUAUUGUAGAAAGAUUUUUACAGGCCAGAAGGUCCGAAGAAAACUUCGUGAGUAAGGUUACGCUAAAGUUUAGUUCGUACUUUUACGAUGGCUUGAAAUGUUUUGUUAGAAUGUUAAUGAAAGUUUCGUUUAUUCCUGGUUUAGCACGAUUACCAUAACUGAUUCGAUUUAGCGCCUUUGAACGUGAGUUUGUUGACAAGCUCCUGUUUUCCAAUUGGCGUGUUAGUGUCAAGUAAGAAAUGAGCGCCCCGCCUGUCCUGUCUGCAAUAAGCGUCUCAUUCCCUUUAGAUGUGAAAACGACUAAAAAUUACUGGCUUUCACCAAAGGAAAGAAAGAAGUAAAUAUGCUUCUGCUUCAACAGAAUAGAUAGUGGGUAGCGUAGCCAAUCAGAGAAUGGCAUUCGUGAUACAGAGAACGCUAGUAGAUUUAUACUGACACUGUUACAUACCGUUUAUUUACGCAGGGUAACUUUAUAAAGUUCAACUAGAAGUAUGGAAUUGACGGUCCACAUUGUCCACAUUCAUUCACACACAUUCAUUUUAGUAUUACAGUCAUUCUACAGACACAUCAUUCAUCCUUGUUUACACUGAACACGCCCAGGCGAAAGAAGUCUGAAGUCGACCCCAAACAACUCUGCAGAGGUCAAUUGAAACGUUUUCCUUGGUGUCUCGGUUUUGUUUCUUGUUUGGUGAAAUUAUAUGAAAAUUAAACCGAGCACCAAGCGAUCGUUGACUCGCCCCAGCCGCCUUCUUACAGCAACCCCCAGAAAUCUCGAGUUGAGUAUUGGAAGGGGUCAAAGUAAUUUAAGUAUUAUGCUACCGUGCUGACGCGGCUACGUGGCUACGCAGUUACGCGGCUUCACUGUACCUUAUCUUAGUAGCCGCGUAGCCAGGUGGCUACUUGGCUACUUGGCUGCAUUUGGAGUGGACGGGUAUUCUACAGUUAAGCCCGUGUUUUGUUUUGCAUAGUGUAUUGACCUGCCUGAGAAAGGAGAGCGCAAAUGGACGGUACCGCAAUAUUCGUGAAGGACCUUCUUCUACCGAAUACCGUCAGCCAAAAGGAUGAAAAAACCGUAUACCGCCGGGCUCUAUCAUACCGCGAUACCGCACGUCAAGAUUUAAAUUACCGAAAUACCGCAUGAAAAAAUCUCAAUACCGCAAUACCGUAAACCCCAGUGUCCCCCUCAGAAAUGGCCCACACACCUAGCCCAUCCUUGUUUCCAUCUGCCUGGAUGGACAAAUAAAAUUCAGGUCCCAUCCGCCCGGUCCGCCACUGUGUUUUUAAGAAACGAGAAUGUGUCUCUGGAACUUAUCAAAACACUUUUUCUUCGCCGCGCCGGCACUCGUUUCGUUCAAGUCAUUCACACCUCUAGCCUCCUACGCAGACGCUAAUUUGGCUCGUCACGCAAUCUUUCUCCUUCCUUCGUGGGGGAGGAAGAUUGCGUGACGCACCCGUCUGGAAAAUCGGGAGACUGGGCUCCAGUGUAAUUAGUGAAAUGGCGUCCAUCGUGUGAUUUGCUGUGCAAGUUGUUGUCGCUGCUUUUUCAAGGGAUAUGGCAGCACAGUUGACAAGAUGCCUUGAAAGGAAAGCAAGUCCAACAUCAGGGUUAGCGACGAACAGAAGGAUUGUUUUUCGACGUAAAGCGACAUUAUGUUUCAGCUAAUCAUAGCCUGCUGUGAUGAAUAUGGCGACAGAGGUACCAGAGAAGACACACGAAUGCAAGCGUUGUGGCCAGUUAUUUGACCAGUUAUCACCUUACAAGGAACAUGAACGAA